Phanerochaete carnosa HHB-10118-sp is the source of this 309-nucleotide messenger RNA. RefSeq lists its product as uncharacterized. Bases 1 to 309 code for a protein of 102 amino acids. The record is from RefSeq and is a predicted model, not a curated record. NCBI's taxonomy places the organism in Eukaryota, Fungi, Basidiomycota, Agaricomycetes, Polyporales, Phanerochaetaceae. The transcript has 2 exons.
AUGUCCAGCAGCAGUCCAUCGAGCGGGCAACAGGACGCAGGGCUCAUCGUCGAGUGGAUCGAGCCCGCAAGGGUGCAGGCACAGCACAUGGCGGACGAGCCACGCUUCGCGGGCGAUGUCGUGGCCUGGCACGAGAAGCAGGUGCGCGCAUACGCCCAGCAGAGCAUCCCUCGUGCGACGCGAGCGCGGAUACGAAAGUGCGCACACCACUACAGUGGUGGCAAUGAGCCUGAGCACAUCACUGUCAGCUUCAAGCAGGGGAGCAAGGAGCUGGGCGCAUACCAUGUCCACACAGAUCGGACCUCUUGA